AUGCCCGAGCCUACGCGACUCUUUGCAGUUGCUGCAGACAACUGGAGCCCGGCACCAACAGCAGCACCACGAUUCAGUAUCUUUGGCCGCGAUGCUCUGCAAGCGAAUGAAGGCAGCACGUUCGGCUACGUUUCCGGGCUGUCGGCAUCACCAGUAGCCUGCCCCAACUCACAGAUAUGGGCAACAAACACAUACUUUGGUGUUCACGGGUGCUGUCCCUCUUCCAACCUCUCAGCCUGCACUAUCCACACAACAUGCAUCGCCUCGACCGCCAUGAGCGCUUUCUGCACGGACGAUGCGUGCUCAUCGAACAGCGCAGCCGCGAAAUGCACCGCCAGUACAGCACAAGAAUGUUACAAAUACCUCAUCGACUACGGCUCGACAAUCAUGACGCAACACGGCUGCACAUAUUCUGGGUUCACAAGCACGAUCCCGCACACCUACGGCCUGACAUCCACACCCUUCAUUAUUAUCACGGUCACGGCCCCGCCGGUAAGCACUUCAACCUCGAUUCGAACCUCAUCUUCAACGGGGAACUCGGGAGGAGAGAAAAAGCAUUCCCUCGGCCCUAUCGUAGGCGGCACAAUAGGCGGCUGCACCAUUCUCUCGCUCGUCGCCCUCGCCGCAUUCGUGAUCCACCGUCGCCGCUCCAAACUCAAGACUGCCCACCGCGCCGCCCACCCACCGCCGAUCUCGCAGUACCAGCACGACGGCCCGACCUUCGACCCCCACGGCUUCCAGACCACGAACGGCUGGACCGAGCAAGACAUCAAGACGUGGCAGCAUACCGCUGGCGUUGACAGACCCGCUACCGGGCAGUACGUCGGCGUGAGUGAGGUCCAUGGCGAGGAUAGAGCGGUCGAGGUCGAGGCCCCCGAGAAGACGAAGAGUGGACACUGGACCGUGCCGGGCGUUGCGCCAGUCGAGGCCGAGGCCCGGCUGGUGCGGAAAUGA
Molecule: messenger RNA, 954 nt
Organism: Didymella exigua CBS 183.55
Lineage: Eukaryota; Fungi; Ascomycota; Dothideomycetes; Pleosporales; Didymellaceae
Exons: 2
Coding region: 1-954 (317 amino acids)
Source: RefSeq, a predicted model, not a curated record